Salvelinus sp. IW2-2015 is the source of this 1077-nucleotide messenger RNA. RefSeq names its product store-operated calcium entry regulator STIMATE-like. Gene Ontology annotation, cellular component: membrane. Lineage: Eukaryota; Metazoa; Chordata; Actinopteri; Salmoniformes; Salmonidae. The record is from RefSeq and is a predicted model, not a curated record.
ACCGCCUGCGCUCGCAGAGAUCCAAGGAAUUCAACAGCAGGAGGUGACGUCAGAAUCCCGCAUUUUGCGGUUGAUAUGGAGUAGAACAUUUAACCCUGUUCCUAACUUUAGUUUUUCGGUGACUUUCCCCCCCCCCGCAAAAUACUUUCGUAUUAACUUCGCGAGAGAGACAUUGAGCAGUGAUAGCAUGGCAAGUUCGUCUUGUUUUUCUUGAGAUUGGAAGGCUCCUAGAUUUCUCCUCGCAAACAGGGGAAGUGCCCCCUGUCCUUUGUCUGCCUCGGGUGAUUUUAAAGUAUUCGACAUGGACAUUUACCGAUACAAUGGUGUUUUUAUGGUCAAAAGACUGUUUAAUAAUGCAGUUUUUGAGAUUUCGAACAUGUCAGACAUUACGAAGGCGAACCCUCAGGGAUGCGAUAACGGGGCUUUGACAAACCGAUUCGGAGUCUUGAUUCAAGGGUUGCUGGCCAUAGUUGCCUUCAGUACAUUGAUGGUGAAGAGGUUCCGUGAGCCCGUAGGGAUCAGAAGACCAUGGAGGAUCUGGUUUUACGACAUGUCCAAGCAGGCCAUUGGCGCUCUCUUCAUCCACUUCGCCAAUGUGUUCCUCUCCAACCUCACAGAAAUGGACCCCUGUUCCCUGUAUCUGAUCAACUUCUUGCUCGAUGCCACGCUAGGCAUGCUGGUCAUCUGGGCGGGGGUCAAGGUUGUCUCCAGGAUCGUGGAGUACAAGCAGUUCACACUGCUCACCUUUGGAGAAUACGGUGACCCUCCCCAGGCUGCAGCAUGGCUCGGUCAGUGUGGUGUCUACCUUCUCAUCAUGGUCCUGGAGAAGAGUGUAGUCAGCUUGGUCCUGCUCAUUCCUGGAUGGACCAACCUGCAGUCUGUGUUGCUGGACUACAUCCCUAACCCUCAGGUGGACCUUGUGUUGGUCAUGCUCAUCGUGCCCGUCAUUGUCAACGUGAGUCUCAACCAGCCUGCAAUAACACUCUGCAUAAUGUUGUGUAUAUGUCAGAGGAGGCUGCUGGGGGGAGGAUGGCUCAUAAUAAUGGCUGGAAUGGAGUAAAUGGAACCAUGUGUUUG